This is a messenger RNA of Solea senegalensis (Senegalese sole), 11307 nucleotides long. RefSeq names its product calcium voltage-gated channel subunit alpha1 Ia (gene cacna1ia). The transcript is spliced from 37 exons. The record is from RefSeq and is a predicted model, not a curated record. Lineage: Eukaryota; Metazoa; Chordata; Actinopteri; Pleuronectiformes; Soleidae. Gene Ontology annotation, biological process: sodium ion transmembrane transport; neuronal action potential; membrane depolarization during action potential. Gene Ontology annotation, molecular function: low voltage-gated calcium channel activity; voltage-gated sodium channel activity. Gene Ontology annotation, cellular component: neuron projection; voltage-gated sodium channel complex; voltage-gated calcium channel complex. Bases 962 to 7978 code for a protein of 2338 amino acids.
UUUAAGACGCGCUUCGCGAGGACAAACUAAGAAGCACCUGGACUGUGCGAAUAAUCAGAGAGGAUGUCCACUUUUCUGAAGUGAAGGACAUUUUAAGGCUUUCCAUUUCCCGGGUGAAACCUUCGUGGGAUAUUUGGGCUGAGUGGAGAGUCUGGAUUGACAAAUGCGCGUCCCCUUCGUCGCAUAUUCCACUGGGAUCAGGAUGAAGUGAAACCGAGAAUCUCAUCGAUUGUUUUGUUGUUGUUUUUUUGUUGGUAUUUUCACACCGCAGGUGAUUAACUGUUGGGACUGUUUCGUCUUUUUUCCAAAUCUGUCUCGCCUGCUCUGGUUUGGCACAGCGCGUGGGAAUAACAAGUUGAUAUUUGGAAACCGUGUCCGGGAAAUGACAGAGAUGUUCCUCGUGCCGUUUUUUGUGGGGACUAAAAACAUGGGCACCAUGUUAAAAAACGAUAGUUCGGACACACAUCUCCUUCCUGCUCCGUAGGACUUUUCUUCGCAGCGUGCUCUGUCAACGUGACCGUGAUGGGGAAAGAGAGGAUCCAAAUCCCUUAGCGCAGGAAGUGGAGCCCAGAUGAUUGAUUCUUUUUGUCAUUUACUCUCCCGAAAUUGUCGCGUAGAAUAAAACUUAUCUGGUACAAGGAGCGCAGGGAGAAUUGCUCUUUGAUUUUCUACCUGGCUGUCCGUGGAAAUGUGAACCCAGUGGAGACCAGUGCGCGCCACGCAGAGUCGCCAAGGCUGCAACGCACAACCCAAUUUUCCAUCGGGGGGAACCAGGCUUUGCACCGCGGCACCGCGUUCUCUCGCCUCCUCGUGCUUCUUUUCCAUCAAUGGCCAGUGGAUACUGAUUCUCCGUGGUGUUCACCGGCCAGAUGCGUCACCGAGGGCGAGACAGUGGCUGUCCUGUUCAGUAAAUCCUGGACACACCUUUUUUAAUGUCAAUCAAGAUCUCGGCUUGGUUGCCAUGACGAGCGAGGAGUGUCCUGUGCCGCUGGGGAGCAUCUCCUCAGCAGUGCCAGGGCAGACUGAGAAGUACAUCUCGGCACAGCCUGAUGACAUAAUCGAGGAAGUGGGUCCAGAUGAUGACGUCAGUAUCGACAGUGAUCUGAGCACAUUCGUGGUGCCCUACCCAGAGCUGGCGCCUGUGGUGUUUUUCUGCCUUAAACAGACCACCUGCCCUCGCAACUUGUGCAUUCGUAUGGUCUCCAGUCCAUGGUUCGAGCGGAUUAGCAUCAUGGUGAUCCUGCUCAACUGUGUGACACUCGGCAUGUACCAGCCUUGUGAGAACAUCGACUGUACCUCGGACCGCUGCCAGAUUCUGCAGGCUUUUGAUGCGUUCAUCUACAUCUUCUUCGCGCUGGAGAUGGUUAUAAAGAUGGUGGCUCUUGGGAUCUUUGGGCGUCGCUGUUACCUGGGAGACACCUGGAACAGACUGGACUUCUUCAUUGUCAUGACCGGGAUGGUAGAGUACUCUCUGGACCUGCAGAAUAUUAACCUGUCGGCGAUCCGGACAGUGCGGGUUCUACGGCCUCUCAAAGCCAUCAACAGGGUGCCAAGUCUGCGGAUCCUGGUGAACCUGCUGCUUGACACUCUGCCCAUGUUGGGCAACGUGCUGCUGCUCUGCUUCUUCGUCUUCUUCAUCUUCGGCAUUAUCGGCGUGCAGCUGUGGGCGGGGCUACUGAGGAACCGCUGCUACCCUGAGGAGAACUUCACCCUGUCUUCAGGUAUGGCUCUGCCGACGCCGUACUAUCAGCCAGAAGAGGACGAUGAGCGGCCCUUCAUCUGCUCCCUGCCGUCUGAUAACGGCAUCAUGUCGUGUUCGGAUGUGCCAGCGAGGCGCGAAGGAGGCCGCACCUGCUGCCUAGACAAGGAGGAUGCGCUGCACAGACAGGCUCUCGGCCUGACUCUGGAGCCGCUGGCCAAUGGUAGUGGUGCAAUGGGUCUGUGUAUCAACUGGCAUCAGUACUACACUCGCUGCCACACAGGGAACAGUAACCCACACAAAGGUGCCAUCAACUUUGACAACAUUGUCUAUGCCUGGAUUGUCAUUUUUCAGGUGAUCACGCUGGAAGGCUGGGUAGAGAUCAUGUAUUAUGUAAUGGAUGCCCACUCCUUUUACAACUUCAUCUACUUCAUUUUACUCAUCAUUAUUGGUUCAUUCUUCAUGAUCAACCUGUGCCUCGUGGUUAUUGCCACCCAGUUCUCAGAGACCAAACAGCGGGAGCACCAGCUCAUGCAGGAGCAGAGGGCACAGUGCCUCUCCUCCUCCACUCUGGCCAGCAUGGCUGAGCCGGGAGAUUGCUACGAGGAGAUCUUCCAGCUGGUCUGUCAUGUCCUCCGCAAGGCUAAGAGGAGAUCGGCAGCUUUCUAUUACACGCUGAGGGGCAAGCCCCCACCGGCUGGUGGAGGCAGGGGCAACAGGCGCGCUGGAGGGCACAUGAACGGAGAGCGUCAUCGUUUGAGGCACCCAAGAUCAUCCACUUGCCCACACCAAAGCAAGCAAGAGCACGUCUCUCAGCCAGAAGCCAACUCCAUCAGUCUGUCUGUUCCUCAAAACCCAGAGGACUGCCCUAUAUGUGCACUGUCACUGAAAGAUGGAGGCGAAGCUGUGGCAGACUCUGCCAACCACCAGGAAGACGAGGAGGGCACUGUAAAGGAAACGGACAAGGAGGAGAACCACUUGGAGGAGAAGGGCGAUGAGGAAGGGAACAAGAAGAAGAGGAGGAGGAGGAGGAGGACAUGCUUUGAAUAUUGUCAUGACCUUUGGAGUGGUAUGAGAAGGAAACUUUGGGGCAUUGUGGAGAGCAAGUACUUCAGCAGGGGCAUCAUGAUCGCGAUUCUCAUCAACACCAUCAGUAUGGGCAUCGAGCAUCACAACCAGCCCGAUGAGCUGACCAAUGUCCUUGAGAUCUGCAACAUCGUCUUCACCAGCAUGUUCACACUGGAGAUGAUCCUCAAGUUGACUGCUUUUGGCUUCUUUGAGUACCUGAGGAACCCCUACAACAUAUUUGAUGGCAUCAUUGUUAUCAUCAGUGUGUGUGAGAUCAUCGGCCAAGCAGACGGCGGUCUGUCAGUGCUCCGGACCUUCAGGCUGCUGAGGGUCAUUAAGCUGGUGAGGUUCAUGCCUGCGCUGAGGCGGCAGCUGGUGGUGCUGAUGAAGACCAUGGACAAUGUGGCCACCUUCUGUAUGCUGCUCAUGCUUUUCAUCUUCAUCUUCAGUAUCUUGGGGAUGCAUAUAUUUGGCUGUAAGUUCAGUCUGAAGACAGACGCAGGAGACACAGUGCCUGACAGGAAGAACUUUGAUUCCCUUCUCUGGGCCAUUGUCACGGUCUUUCAGAUUCUGACUCAGGAGGACUGGAACAUGGUGUUGUACAACGGCAUGGCGUCCACCUCACCCUGUGCUGCUCUCUAUUUUGUGGCUCUGAUGACUUUUGGAAACUACGUGCUCUUCAACUUACUGGUGGCCAUCUUGGUUGAGGGUUUCCAGGCUGAGGGCGAUGCAAACCGCUCUUACUCAGAUGACGACAGAUCUUCCUGUAACUUCGAGGAGAAUGAUAAGCAGAAAGACUCUCUGCAUCUCUCAGACCCCAAGAUCUGUACUCUGACUCCAAAUGGACACCUGGACUUGCCCUCGCUGCCUGCCGGUUUUUUCCCUGGAGAGAGGUUGACCUUCGCUCUUGGCUCCAGGAAGAACAGCGUUAUUUCUCUUGGCAGGGCAAACCUGGAGCAGAGGGCAGUGUAUCCAUGUCGUGGUUAUCACAACUGGGGUCGCACACUGCCUCCCCAUCCUCAGGCUUUGUGGGCCCGUCGUUCGAGCUGGAACAGUCUGGGAGGUGGUUGUCCAUACUCUUCCUCAUCUCCCUCUGCUAGUCCGGCCUUCACCUCCACCUCUGCGAGGCCCUUCUAUGGCUACGGCCUAGGUGGCCUCGGAGGGUUGGUCGGAGGAAGCCUCCGCAUCCGUGGUCCCCGCGCCUCCUCCUCCCAAAGCCGGCACCAGCACUACCCAGACCAGGAUGAGGAAGAGUCUCUUCUCUCCCCCCCUGCGGUGGCGUCUCACUCUCUUCACCUUCCCCACCCUAUGCUGCCUGGUCACUUUGUGCCCAGGAGAGACCGCAGAGCUCUAUCCCUGGAGCUGCCUCACCUGCUUCAGGUGCCUGGACCCCCACACCCUCCACUGCCACCGCACCACCCGCUGCCCCCCACGACGCUCCAUGCUCACCACAGGAAGAAGAGCUUCUCUGGGGGGAUGAUGAUUGGUGGGGGUGGUGGCGGUGGAUGCGACGGUCUGGGUGGUUUCGGAGGGACCCACCAAGACUGUAAUGGGAAGACCCCUCUCCCUCAGCUCCUCCAGCCCCCACCUAGACACAGAAAUGAACAGGCUGGAGGGGCAAACACCCAGAGCCACAUGGUGGCUAAUGUCUUCCCCCAGGUGAACGCACGCAGCAAGGAACGCGAGGAUCUGGAUGAUGACAUUGACUAUAGCUUGUGCUUCCGCAUCCAGAAGAUGUUAGAGGCGUAUAAACCAGACUGGUGUGAGACCAGAGAGGAUUGGUCGGUCUUCCUAUUCUCCCCACAGAACAAGUUCAGGCAGAUGUGCCAGUCCAUCAUAGCCCAUAAGCUGUUUGACUAUGUGGUGCUGGCUUUCAUCUUCUCCAACUGCAUCACAGUAGCUUUGGAGAGGCCCAAGAUAUUACAAGGCAGCUUGGAAAGAGUCUUUCUAACCAUCUCCAACUACAUCUUUACUGCCAUUUUUGUGGGCGAAAUGACACUCAAGGUGGUGUCCAUGGGUCUGUAUGUGGGGGAACAGGCAUAUCUGCGGAGCAGCUGGAACAUUCUCGAUGGCUUCCUGGUUUUUGUGUCAUUGAUUGACAUUGUUGUGUCAAUGGCAGGUGGGGCAAAGAUCCUCGGGGUGCUUAGAGUACUCAGGUUGCUCAGAACCUUGCGUCCCCUCAGGGUGAUCAGCAGAGCUCCAGGUCUGAAGUUAGUGGUGGAGACACUCAUCACUUCUCUCAAACCCAUUGGCAACAUUGUCCUCAUCUGCUGUGCUUUCUUCAUCAUCUUUGGCAUUCUUGGGGUACAGUUGUUUAAAGGCAAGUUCUUCUACUGCUUUGGCCCUGAUGUCAAAAACAUCACCAACAAGUCUGACUGUCUGCAAGCCAACUACAAGUGGGUUCACCAUAAAUACAAUUUUGACAACCUGGGACAGGCUCUGAUGUCCCUGUUUGUACUCGCCUCCAAAGACGGUUGGGUGAACAUCAUGUAUCAUGGUCUGGAUGCUGUGGCUGUGGACCAACAGCCAGUGACCAACAACAACCCUUGGAUGCUGCUCUAUUUUAUCUCCUUCCUCCUCAUCGUUAGCUUCUUCGUCCUGAACAUGUUUGUGGGUGUGGUGGUGGAGAACUUCCACAAGUGCCGCCAGCACCAGGAGGUGGAGGAGGCCAAGAGGCGCGAGGAGAAGCGACAGAAGCGCAUGGAAAAGAAGAGGAGAAAAGCCCAGAAGCUGCCCUACUAUGCCAGCUAUGGCAACAUGCGCCUGAUGAUCCACACACUGUGCACCAACCACUACCUGGACCUCAUCAUCACCUUCAUCAUCUGUAUCAACGUCAUCACCAUGUCCCUGGAGCACUACAAUCAACCUCAUUCUUUGGAUCUUGUGCUGAAGUACUGCAACUAUUUUUUCACCUCCACUUUUGUGCUGGAAUCAAUUCUCAAACUCAUCGCUUUCGGCUUUCGGCGCUUCUUCAAAGACAGAUGGAACCAGUUGGACCUGGCCAUUGUGCUGCUGUCAGUGAUGGGCAUCACCCUGGAGGAGAUUGAGAUCAGUGCUGCUCUGCCCAUCAACCCCACUAUCAUCAGGAUCAUGAGAGUACUGAGAAUAGCACGAGUGCUGAAGCUGCUGAAGAUGGCGACAGGAAUGAGAGCCCUGUUGGAUACAGUCGUUCAAGCCCUGCCUCAGGUGGGUAACCUGGGCCUGCUCUUCAUGCUGCUGUUUUUCAUCUACGCCGCCUUAGGAGUAGAGCUUUUUGGAGAACUAGUUUGCAAUCAAGAUUACCCAUGUGAGGGUAUGAGUCGUCACGCUACCUUUGAGAAUUUCGGCAUGGCUUUCCUUACAUUGUUUCAAGUCUCCACGGGCGACAACUGGAAUGGCAUCAUGAAGGACACCUUGCGGGAGUGCCCACCAGACCACAGAACCGAUGUGGACUAUGCCUGCAAUCCGAGCCUUCAGUUUAUCUCGCCCAUGUACUUUGUCUCCUUCGUGCUCACCGCCCAGUUUGUGCUCAUCAACGUGGUGGUGGCCGUGCUGAUGAAGCACCUGGACGACUCCAACAAGGAGGCCCAAGAGGAGGCGGAGAUGGAUGCAGAAAUUGAGCUGGAGCUGGCCCAGGGCACCCUCUGUUGCAUGGGUGCCCCCAGUUGUGGGGGUGGGGUUGUCGAGAAAGGACUAGUCAGUGUCGCACCAGGACCUGGAGGCCCGGCAGCAGCCAGGGAGCGAGGAGAUGGCCGAGGUGAGAAGGGAGACGGAGUGAGGAAGCUGCAACACUCAGUGGCCACUGCACACCAAGGACAGUACAACUCCUGUAACUCCACCCGGACCUUGUACUCACCAGCACAAGAGAGCCAAUGGCUGGAUAGCGUGUCUCUCCUGAUCAAGGAUACCUUAGAGGGGGAGAUGCUGAUGAUCGACAACCUUUCUGGUUCUGUCUUCCACCACUACUCAUCCCCGCCGCCCAUCUGUAAAGACUGCAAGAGCUACCCACAAGAGCAGAUCAAGAUGGCAGAGAUUGAACAGGCGUCACUAAAAUCAGAGCAACUGUCAGACAAGUCCUCAUCCCCUGCCCUACCGGACGACCUCAGCCUGGAUGAACAUACUGCCUACCAGCUCCUGGCACAGGAGGGCAAGAAAAGCUGCAGCAGUGACUCUCGCAGCUCUGAAGAAGCCAGGGGUGGGGGAAGUCAUAUAGGAGGCCACCAGACUCAGACAGUGGUGCAAAGCCUGGUGCAGGGGCUGGGCCAGUCCUGCAGUGCCCUCUGCACUGGUGUUGAGAUGGAAACGACGCUACAGGAGAUGGAGCUGCAGACACAUCAACCGCCUGUGUGCUCACCUCACUGCAGCCCCGAGUUCUUCCACCCUGCAGGAGCAGUCAUCCCAGCACCUCGGAGUCGGAGCCUGAGGCUGACAAGAGGACUUAGACUGACCUCUCCAGCCUCCUGGGCUUCACUCCGCUCCCCAGGAGUCCAUAGCAAGAUGCUCUGUACACAGUACCCCUCCCAUAGUGACUCAUCCCUUGCUACAGGCAGCUCUGAAGGCAGCCUCCAAACCACCCUGGAAGAGGGACUGAGCUUCAGCGUCUCUCCGCCACAGAACGUGGAGUUGCCGACAGCUCCCUUGCCACUUGUGUGCCCACUGCCUAAAGAGAAGACCAUUCUUACCUCAUCAGUGCAGACCCCGAGACCAAGGUGCAGCCCCGCGCCGGCUCUAACUCUUCAGGCCAUCAGGGGCCAUCAGCGGAGUCAGAGCAGUGGGAGAGGUAGCACAAGCCCAGGUUACGCCCAUGAGGACUCUAUUGACCCUUCAGAUGAGGACCUGGGUAUAGUCAUCGGAUCGUCUAUUGGUGGUUGUGGCUCAAGCCAAGCGGGCAACAGUGAACACUUGUCAGAGACACUAAGCAGCUUGUCACUGACAUCACUGCUGUCACCCAGCUCUCUGGUGUAUGCAGGGGGGGCAGUAAAGAAGUGCAACAGCACAGGCAGCCUGGACAAAGGCGGGAUGUUGCUGUCAUCCCGGGGCAAGGAGGGUCGCAGAGAGGUUCUGGGCCUCGAGCUUAUGGACUCCCAGGGCUUAUUGGCCAACCCCUGGACAGGGGUAUUAGUUGAUAAGAGAAGAGGAGAUGGAAGAGUGGAGAAAAAAGAUGGAGAGCAAGGAUUAAAGGGGAAGAGCUCAAGCCAAACAACAUUUGGGCCUUGUCGAGAAAACAGAUGAAACCCACUGUUUACCCUUUGUCUCUCCAUUCCUUGGAUCUAAACCCACUGCUGUCCCUCUUGCUCUCUCUGCUCCCAUCAGCGAGAGGCAGGCUCGAUGAUGCCCUGUAUUCCAGAACCAAACCCUCAUCUUCGCCUGUACAACCCCUGUCUAUACAUUUGUGACAAGCCCAUGUGCACUUUUAUGCUACCUAGGGGAGUGGUUUUGGUUAUGGUGUGCUCAUGAGACGGUGGCCUGCUGAAUUAAGGCCCGAGAGAGGACGCUGGGUCUCACAACACUCUUAAAAGUCUGUACCUGUAGAGGGCAAUGUGGAAGGUUCUGCUCACAUCACCAGGAGGCCCAUUCAUUUUAGGGAGGUCUCAGGAGCAGAGACAAGCAGAGCUUCAACCUCGAAGAAAAGAUUAAAAGUCUUUUUGUUGUCCUACUGUACUUUCGUCCGCUCUGUGUCGGCUCGAGUUGUCUGAGGUUCAAAAAAGCAAAAAUAGAAGUACCCAAAGUGAAAUGUCUAUUCACGCCAAGAGAGACUGUUUUGAUUUAUGUCUCAGAAGCAGUGCAGCAAGUAUGCAGGCAGCGGCGCAGAUAGGGCGGAAAACGUCGGAAAUAAGGUUCAGAAAAAAAAAGAGGGCAGGUCAUCUGUUUUGCUGGGAAAGCAGAAAGCGGAUCUAAUGUCCAUCUGCCCUGGCAGACGGAAACAACAGGUCCUACUCACUCCGGCACAGGACCUUCUGCUGAGAUCAGAGUAAAAUGUGAGGUGGAGGAGAGUUCAUGAGUGUGCUCAUAGUGCGUGUGCAUGUGUGUGAGUGCAAUGCCUCAGGUAUCCAAGGCAUGAAUUAAAUCAUUCUUAUCAUUUCACCAUACGUCUGUAUUAUCUGUUUUUAUUUUAUUUUAUUUAAAAAAACAAAAAAAAAAGAAAAGAAGAAGAGAUAGGUAUUGACUGAUCAAAGCUUUGUGCCUCUGUCACCUCGGUCUUGAGUGGCAGCUGAAAAUGAAAAGGAAAAGUGCGUAGGUAUCGCCGUGCAUGGAGUGGUUCUUGAAAUUGGUUAAUUUCUCCCUUCUAUCUUCAGUCUCUUACGCACUCAAACAUGAAGAAAUGAGUAUGAAGAAGAGCAAGGUUGGAUGGCGCUUUGGAAUCCUCAUCAGAAGACUCAGCGAUGCGGUCUCGUGUGCACCAGAUCCUGGUUUCGCAGCUGGAUGAUAAAGUCAGACUUUGAGCACACUCCUUUUUAAUGCCUCUUCCUCUCAGCAAGGAUUUAAGGUGAAUGGACACAACCAUUUGCAAGGGACUUUGACUGCAUGAUGGAUUUGCAUUUAACCAAGAUUUUUAUCCAUAUACAAAAGUGUAUCAAGAUGUCAAUGUUAGGUGAUAAACUUGUCAUUUCUAUUCCACUAUUUUUGUAGAAAAAAGAGAAUAGGCACGUGCAAAUGUUGCCAUUACUUUGUCCCAAUUUAAUUUAACCCAUCUGGUCUCUUUGACUUGUUUUCUAGGACUUUUUUGUCUGCUAGUGGCUUCCAGUUUUCUAACAUUUUUUAAGAUGUAGACGGUGUAUAGAACAACUAAGCAAAAAAUUUCAAACAGACUUGAUGCGCUGAAGUGAUUGUUCCCUCCAGCACAUUUCUCUUUGGGGAACAUUGGUUCCUUGUGGAUUUAUUUAUUUUUUUUGUCAACCACAGAUGGGAACAGCCAUAUUCACUUAGCCCUCACUUAGCUCACAGACAUUGCUUGCUGCACACAAGGAAAUUUAUUUGCUUUUUAGCCUCCUACGCUAAAACCACACACACAAAAGGUGUAAACCGUCUCUCUAUCAAAGCUUUAAUUUUAGACUUACACCACAACAUAUCGAUUAUGGACACGUUAGUGUUCCUUGAGCAUGGUUCCUGGAUUGCAAUACAGCAUGUUUUGUUUUUUUUGUUUGUUUGAUGACCGUGCACCCAUCUUCUCUUCCUUUUCCUCUUUACACAUCCAGUAUACUGUAGCAACCUUUACACUAUAUUUUGGUAUCACACUUGAGAGUGAAAAAGUGAACAAAGCUUUGCAUCUUUUAAUGCAAACAUAUUUUUUGGCUUCUGCCACUUAAUUACUCUAUCCAAGAGGGGAAGCUCAUCUGUAAGCUUAAUUUCUAGAGUUAGACUGUUGUAUUUUGAUCAUUACCUUACUUUUCUUUAAUUCCUCCAAAAGAAUUAGGUGAUGAGAGGAAAUCUGAGCAUUAUCUUUCAUGCAAAGUAACUUUUACAGUGUGACUAUGUUUUAUCAUGAUAAAUGACAGUUGUGUGUGUGUGUGUGAGAAAGAGUGUGUGUUUAUGGUUGUAGGGAAAGCGAAUGGCGUUUUUCUGUGUCCCGUUUGUUGGUGAAGAUACCUGGAGAGUAAACGGAUGAAGAGGGGAAAUAUAAAGCAACCAAGGGCUGUUUAAGUUUCAAAGAUGUGUCAUUUUAUCUUUGCGAGACAAAUCCUUGUGUCAGUGAACAUGGCAUCAAAGGUUAAAGCUUGACUACACAGCAAUAAAUGUUCUAUGUGUAUGCCCUGAGUAAAUGAUGUCAACGUGAUUUUUAUCUCCUCAGAAUACAACAGUAAUCAUUACUGUCUGUUUUUGCAUCUACUUGUCUGAACUUAGAACCAGUCAAAUAGCACUUCUGCCGUCUCGGCACAGAGAUGGACUGUAUUUGGACAACGUGAAUAAAUGAGAUUAUUCAACUCAGGUCGGGGGGUAAAAACCACUUGUAAAAAUUUGGGUGUAAGGGUGUGCUCAGGCUGAAUGCAAAGCUGAUUUCCCUCUUGUUUGCACAACUUUGAUAGUGGGAGUGUUUCUGUGCCCCCGGUUUAUAUGUUACAGAACAGCCGAACACACCGGGCGUUAGCCCUAACGAGCUAACGAUGCAUCGACUGUGUGUGUGUGAGCAGAUUAUGCCUUUGUACCGUAUGUGUGCGUUACAGCUCCGAGUCAUGGUUUGACAUUCUCCCUCCUCGUCUUUGUUUGUGGAGUCAAGUUCAGCAGCAAACACCACGUUAUAUUGUACGUUUCAGCAUUUGUAAUGUGUGUGUGUGUGUGUGUGUGGACACGUUACCUUGACCUUUCCUGUGCGCACGCCCACAUUUAAUUAGUACGCUGUCAUGCUGCCUCCGAGAUUGGCUUUGCUUUUGGCCUGAACACACCUCAAGAGUGUACAAUUCACAUUUGUACAUAUCUUUGUAUGCUGAUCUGCAUGUGUGCAUUGCUGCCGGUGACCAUGAUUAUAUCACUAGUAUGUAUUUCAUAAAAUUGUACAAAGUCAAAGGUGUUGAUUCAGUGUUUAUUUGACUGCUGAUAUGAAACCACUAAAGUGAUCCCCACAA